UCUCGUCUUCAAUCCGCUGUGUGCUCUCUUCGUCUCCUGCUGUGAUCACAGACUAUCAGCCAUGACCAUGUCUCUGUCUUUAUCCUCCUCGCGGCUGUCAGGCCUGGGCUUUGGGGGAGCCGGGGGUGGCCGACUGGGCUUAGGGCUUGGCGGAGGUGCUGGCUUGGGUAUGGGGCUGGGUCUCGGAGGAGGCCUGGGUGGGGGAGCUGGGUCUGGGUUGGCUGGCACUAGUAAGAAAAAGUGUAUUGAAAUUCAAGAAUGCACCUGCUUGUGCAUGCUCAUCUGUGUUUUGCACAGGUAUGAUUUUGAACAGGGUGUGAAGUUCCAACUUGAGUCUGACAUCGCUUCAAUGAAAAAGGACAUUGAAAUGGCGUCAGAAAUCCGAAUUGAUUUGGAUGCCAAAUACAGUAGUCUGAAAAGUGAACAGGAAUUCAUCUCUAAGACCCAAGAGGAGGAGCUGUCUUCUCUGCAGACCAAACUCGGCACAACUGCCAUGGACACUUCUGUGUCUAUGAUCGAGGUGGACACGGUCAAGUCCUUCGACAUCGCAACUGCCCUCAACAGCAUGAGGAUGGAGUACGAGAAGUCCGUACAGCAGCACAGAGAGGAGGCCGACGCCUAUUACAAACUCAAGAUGGAAGAGAUCCAGACACAAACAGCCAAGAGUUCAGAAGCCAUCUCCUCAGCUAAGGUGGAGAUAACAUCGGCCAGAAAAGAGCUGCAGGCUCUGAGUCUUGAGCUGCAGAGCCUGGUUUCUGUGAACAUGUCUCUGGAGCAAAGCAUAGCAGAGGCCCAAGCCCAGGUCAGUGUGGGUGUCUCUGAGUCCCAGGCUCAGAUCGCUAGCCUCACCGCUGCCAUCGAAUCAGCAAAGGCAGACCUCCACAAGCAGAUCCUGGCCUACCAGGAACUGCUGGAUGUCAAGCUAGCCUUGGAUGUUGAGAUAUCAACAUACCGCAACUUGCUGGACGGAGACGACUUCAAGUUACCGGAGUUCACUGAAGCAUCCUAUACUUUCACAGCUGAAAGUGGCGGCACCAUAGAGGUGAAACAGAUCAUCACAGAACACGUGGAGACAUCGGUCAUCUCUGAUGCUGACGGAUCAGAAUCCUCUUGAUCCUCCCAGUGAUGAGCACACACAUACCAUGAGUGUGUGAUGGCUGUUAAGUGAUGUCUGUGCUCAUCCCACUCUGCACUCUUGUCCAAUAAACACUCCAUCCUGAUGCCC
This is a messenger RNA of Alosa alosa (allis shad), 1225 nucleotides long. RefSeq lists its product as uncharacterized. The record is from RefSeq and is a predicted model, not a curated record. Lineage: Eukaryota; Metazoa; Chordata; Actinopteri; Clupeiformes; Clupeidae. Gene Ontology annotation, cellular component: axon; type III intermediate filament; plasma membrane. The coding region runs from base 62 to 1114 and encodes 350 amino acids. Gene Ontology annotation, molecular function: structural molecule activity. The transcript has 9 exons.